AUUUUUUAGAGAGAGGUGAUGAGAAGGUAGAGAGUAGAUAGAAGAUGAGAGUGUGUAGGUUUUUUAUUUAUUUUUAUUGUUUUUUACAUAUAGGGCAAAAGUGUCAAUUCAACUAAAUUUGUGUGCUUUAUGUAGAGAUUCGCGGGCGAUGUUUAACAAUUGAUUAAUUAUUUUCCUAAACAUACAUAUACCCCUAUUAGACGAUCCUAUAAAGUUCCGUCCCAUUUAUUUAUUGAACGGUCUGACCCAUUUGUAACUAGGGCAUUAAUGAGGCUCCAACCCGUUGACUUGCUCUGUGAAUAAGGAAAAAAAACAACGGGCGAACAUAGCCCUGCCUAGUUCCUCCUCCUCUUGUUCCCCUCCCUCUCUCAGUUCUCCAUUGAAGCGCACUCAAUAUCCCACUUCACGUUCUCCAUCGAAUUCUUGUAUCGCCCAUCGAAGCAGCUUCUGAGGAUUUGGGGUGUAACUCUGUACUUAAACUUAUUUGCAGAACCAAUUUUCGAUGGAUGAAAAGAUGUUUUCAGACGCCUUGAAAUUGUUUAACAUCAGCAAAAGUAUUUUGUUGAAUAAUGUGUCGCCUAUUGGAAGCAUAAAGAACCAAUUUUCAUUGGAUGAAAAGAUGUUUUCAAACGCCUUGAAAUUGUUUACUGAUAGCAAACGUAUUUUGUUGAAUAAUGUGUCGCUUAUCGGAAGCACAACGCCAGAGGAAUUAGAGAGAUAUAUGUUUGCCUUUGCUAUCUACAUCAGUAAGAGACUUGGUGAGGGAACUACAAGUGAUAAGAAUGAAGGUGGUAAUCAGAGUGGACUUACUUUGUGUCAGAUACUAAAAGCCGUGAAGUUGAAUCUUGUAGAUUUCUUUAAAGAGCUUCCUCAGUUUAUUGUUAAGGUUGGCCCAAUCUUAAGUAACAUGUAUGGUGAAGAUUGGGAGAAGAGACUUGAGGUGAAAGAGUUGCAGGCCAAUUUUGUGCAUUUGAGCCUUUUAAGCAAGUACUACAAGCGAGCAUACCAAGAAUUUUUCAAGACGAAUGAAGCUGAUAAGGAGGUUGCUGAUGCAAGCACCUCCUCCUCUGAUAGUAUUUCAGACUAUUAUAGGUUCGGAUGGCUGCUGUUUCUGGCCCUUCGUGUCCAUGCAUUCAGCAGGUUUAAGGACCUAGUAACCUGCACUAAUGGAUUAGUCUCUGUAUUGGGUAUCUUGAUCAUUCACAUCCCUGCUCAGUUGAGGAAGUUCAAUGUUCUCGACUCACCAUUAUUUGAAAAAAAAAGUGAUCGAGGUGUGAACCUGAUUGCGUCACUUUGCCAAAAAUAUGACACAUCUGAAGAUGAGGUGAAGCAAAUGAUGGAGAAAGCUAAUGAAUUGAUUUUAGAGAUUAUGAAGAAAAAACCAUGUACAGCAUCAGAAUGCAAGACUGAAAAUCUAGACAACAUUGACCCAGAUAAUUUGACUUACUUUGAAGACCUGUUGGAAGACUCGUCACUUCCAAAUUGUAUUAGCAUGUUAGAGAAGGAUUAUGAUGCGGCAAUUUGGAACAAGGGUGAUAUAGAUGAAAGAGUCUUUGUUAAUGUGGAUGACAGCUUACUUGGAUCAGGGAGUCCUUCUGGAGGUGCCAUUAACAUAAGUGGUACUAAGAGACAAUUAGAUGCAAUGGCCUCUCCAACGAAAACAAUUGGAAGUCCACUUUCACCUUGCCGAUCACCUUCACUGCAUGUAAAUGGGGCUCGUGGUGGUGUCAACAUAAGAAUGAUAUCUACACCAGUGAGCACUGCAAUGACAACUGCUAAGUGGCUUCGUACUUACAUUUCUCCACUUCCAUCCAAGCCGUCUCCUGAGUUGGAGAAGUACCUUAUGUCAUGUGAUAGGAAUAUAAGUAAUGAGGUUGUACGUAGAGCUCAUAUUAUUAUGGAAGCCAUUUUUCCUAAUAGUGCUCUUGGGGAGAGAUGUGUUGCUGGGAGUCUACCAAAUUUUAACUUGACGGACAAUAUAUGGGCACAACAAAGACGGCUGGAAGCUUUAAAACUGUACUACAGGGUUUUGGAGGCAAUGUGCACAGCAGAGGCUCAGUUGUUGCAUGCGAAUAAUUUGACCUCUUUGCUAACCAAUGAAAGAUUUCACAGAUGCAUGCUUGCAUGUUCUGCAGAGCUGGUUUUGGCCACUCAUAAGACAGUGACAAUGUUGUUUCCAGCAGUAUUAGAGAAAACUGGGAUUACAGCUUUUGAUCUUAGUAAGGUGAUUGAAAGUUUUAUCAGACAUGAGGAAACUCUUCCAAGAGAGCUUAGAAGGCAUUUAAAUUCCUUGGAAGAGAGACUCUUGGAGAGCAUGGUUUGGGAAAAAGGUUCCUCAAUGUACAACUCUUUGAUUAUUGCAAGACCAGCUCUGUCUGCUGAAAUAAAUCAUUUCGGAUUGCUGGCUGAGCCAAUGCCCUCCCUAGAUGCAAUUGCUGUACAUAUUAACAUGUCUACUGGAGGCUUACCUCCUCUGCCAUCAUUUAAUAAUGAGAUUGCAGCAGCAACAAAUGUAGAUAUUAGGUCUCCAAAAAGAGCUUGCACAGAGUAUCAUAGCAUGCUUGUAGAACGCAACUCUUUUACAUCACCUGUGAAGGAUCGUUUAAUAAACAACCUCAAGCAGAAGCUAACUCCUCCAGCUUUGCAGUCUGCUUUUGCAAGUCCAACAAGGCUGAGUCCUGGUGGUGGAGGAGAAACUUGUGCAGAGACUGGGAUCAAUAUAUUCUUCAGUAAGAUUGUGAAGUUGGCUGCUGUCAGAAUAAAUGGUAUGAUUGAAAGGCUAGAAAAGCCUGACAAGCAAUCUGAGACUCAGCAAUUGAGGGAGAGUGUAUAUUGUGUGUUCCAGAAAAUACUUAAUCAGCGGACUUCACUUUUUUUCGAUCGCCACAUUGACCAAAUAAUCCUGUGUACUGUCUAUGGAGUUGCAAAGAUUUCUCAAUAUGAGCUUACAUUUAAGGAGAUUAUUUUAAACUACCGCAAGCAACCUCAAUGUAAACCCCAAGUUUUUCGCAGUGUAUUUGUUAACUGGUCUUCUUCACGCAGAAAUAGACAAGGGCAGUAUCACGUUGACAUCAUAACGUUUUACAACGAGGUCUUCAUACCUUCUGUAAAGCCUCUUCUAGUUGAGCUUGGACCUCAUGCUGCAUGUACGAGAACUAAUUUAAUUCCCGAAAGUAAUAGUGACAAAGAUGGUCAGUGCCCUGGGUCACCAAAAUUAUCUACAUUCCCAAGUCUUCCUGACAUGUCUCCGAAGAAAGUUGCAAAGAAUGUCUAUGUCUCCCCAUUGCGCUCAUCCAAGAUGGACGCUCUAAUUUCAAACAGCUCAAAGAGCUACUAUGCUUGUGUGGGGGAAAGCACUCAUGCUUUUCAAAGCCCUUCCAAAGAUCUGACUGCAAUAAAUAAUCGUUUGAAUAGGAAGGUUAGGGGAGUACUGAAUUUUGAUACUGAUGCUGGGCUGGUAAGCGACUCUCUUGUGGCUAACAGUUUCUACAUCCAUAAUGGAAACGGUGCCACUACCCCAUCUGCAGUGCCCUUGAAAACACAACAGCCUGAUUAUUAGUUAGUGGGUACAUGAAUGAUGUAUAUUCUAGACUCCUCACAUUAUGUAUAUACAUCCAUAAUGGAAACGGUGCCACUACCUCAUCUGCAGUGCCCUUGAAAACAGAGCAGCCUGAUACUUAAUGGUUGUACAUGAAUGAUGUAUAUUCUAGACUCCUCACACUUGUCUACAACCAUUUCUUUCAUUUUUGUUUAAAAGCCAGACCUAAAGUGAAAGAGCUAGCAUAGCUGCCAUCACUUUCAGACGCUUGUGUAUUAUCUUUUAUUGUAAAUAGUUUUAUAUUAUUGGUUGCCUCUGUUUAUCUGAA
This is a messenger RNA of Chenopodium quinoa (quinoa), 3866 nucleotides long. RefSeq names its product retinoblastoma-related protein. Gene Ontology annotation, biological process: negative regulation of G1/S transition of mitotic cell cycle; regulation of transcription by RNA polymerase II; cell differentiation. Bases 503 to 3559 code for a protein of 1018 amino acids. Gene Ontology annotation, molecular function: RNA polymerase II transcription regulatory region sequence-specific DNA binding. The record is from RefSeq and is a predicted model, not a curated record. Gene Ontology annotation, cellular component: transcription regulator complex; nucleus; chromatin. The transcript is spliced from 19 exons. NCBI's taxonomy places the organism in Eukaryota, Viridiplantae, Streptophyta, Magnoliopsida, Caryophyllales, Amaranthaceae.